This is a messenger RNA of Adelges cooleyi (spruce gall adelgid), 2176 nucleotides long. RefSeq names its product zinc finger protein 765-like. Lineage: Eukaryota; Metazoa; Arthropoda; Insecta; Hemiptera; Adelgidae. Gene Ontology annotation, molecular function: RNA polymerase II cis-regulatory region sequence-specific DNA binding; DNA-binding transcription factor activity, RNA polymerase II-specific. The record is from RefSeq and is a predicted model, not a curated record. Gene Ontology annotation, cellular component: nucleus. Bases 188 to 2119 code for a protein of 643 amino acids. The transcript has 5 exons. Gene Ontology annotation, biological process: regulation of transcription by RNA polymerase II.
UAUUGUAACAAUUUAGUAACGGUGUUAUAAGUGUCAAACUGUCCAAGGGAAACGUCAAACGGAUGAAUAUUGGAAUUUCGAGUCGGUGAUAGGUGUACGUUUUGAACAAAAUACUGCCGUUCGGAUUGGAACUAGUGACGAAGAGUGGUUAACUUCCAAAAGAUUGAAAUAUUCAUCGCAUAACAAUAUGAUCUCUUCGUCCCGAAAAAAUCCCCAAAGAAAAGUCGCCGGGAAAAAACUCGGAGAUAAAGAUAUCAUCAACGGGACUAAUGUUAAACACGAAUUUGAUGAAAUGGAAAAUCAUUGCUACGAAUCAUUGAUACAAGUUGAAGAAACGACAUCUGUAGACAUGCGAGCAACGAACAACUUGGCAGACGAAAAAUGCGAAUUGUGUUUAGAAUCGUUUACAUCCGGAAAGCAAUUGAAACAUCAUAUUACAACAUCACAUCAUGAUAUUUUUAAGAUCAAUGAAAUUCAAAUUAAAGACGAAGUCGAUACUGGUUUCGAAGAUAACGAUAUGAUCAACGAAACUAACAUUGAACAAGAGAAUGAUAAAAUGGAAAAACAUUGCUAUAAAUCUUUGAUAAAAAUCCAAGAAACUAAGGCUUUGGGCAUGCUAGCAACACACAGCUUGGUGGAGGAAAUAUGUGACUUGUGUCUGCAGUCAUUUACAUCUCAAAAGCAAUUGAAACAUCAUAUAACAAAAUCGCACAGUGGCAUUCCUAUGAUUGAUGAAUGUGCAGUUACAACAGAUGUCGAAAACGAAUUCAAUGACCAUCGUACGAGAAAUGAAGUGAACAAAAAAACUGACGGUUGUUAUUUCGAAUCGAGGAUUGAAACAGAUAACAAUAAAAAAUCAGCAACAAAGUAUAACAAUGAAGAUAUACCCAAACGACGGUUUUUCCAAUGUCAUUUAUGUCAAAAAAUAUUUGACACCAAAAAACAAAUAACUUUACAUAUAUUAAAAUCCCACCAAAGUUUAACGGAUUUUACUCGUAGAGAUAACGAUAUGAUCAACGAAACUAACAUUGAACAAGAGAAUGAUAAAAUGGAAAAACAUUGCUAUAAAUCUUUGAUAAAAAUCCAAGAAACUAAGGCUUUGGGCAUGCUAGCAACACACAGCUUGGUGGAGGAAAUAUGUGACUUGUGUCUGCAGUCAUUUACAUCUCAAAAGCAAUUGAAACAUCAUAUAACAAAAUCGCACAGUGGCAUUCCUAUGAUUGAUGAACGUGCAGUUACAACAGAUGUCGAAAACGAAUUCAAUGACCAUCGUACGAGAAAUGAAGUGAACAAAAAAACUGACGGUUGUUAUUUCGAAUCGAGGAUUGAAACAGAUAACAAUAAAAAAUCAGCAACAAAGUAUAACAAUGAAGAUAUACCCAAACGACGGUUUUUCCAAUGUCAUUUAUGUCAAAAAAUAUUUGACACCAAAAAACAAAUAACUUUACAUAUAUUAAAAUCCCACCAAAGUUUAACGGAUUUUACUAACACAUACUCGAACAUCAGCCGAGCCUAUAAAUGUGACGUCUGCCUUAAGCCUUUUUCUACAAGUUCUAACCUCACAAUACACAAACGCGUGCACACUGGGGAAAAACCUUACAAAUGUAAUUUGUGCUCCAAGUUAUUUACUCAAAAAUCUAACCUCACACUACACAAACGAGUGCACACUGGGGAAAAGCUUUUCAAAUGUAAUUUGUGCUCUAAGUUAUUUACUCAUAAUUUCAGCCUCACACGUCACAAACUAGUGCACUCUGGGGAAAAGCCUUUCAAAUGUAAUUUGUGCUCCAAGUUAUUUACUCAAAAAUCCAACCUCGCACUACACAAACGAUUGCACUCUGGGGAAAAGUCCUUUAAAUGUAACGUGUGCUCAAUGACUUUUUCUCAAUUACCCAACCUUACACGUCACAAACGAGUGCACUCCGGGGAAAAGCCCUUUAAAUGUAACGUGUGCUCAAAAACUUUUUCUCAUACUCCCAGCCUCACAAUACACAAACGAGUGCACUCCGGGGAAAAGCCCUUUAAAUGUAAUGUGUGCUCAAAAACUUUUUCUGAUAAAUCCAACCUCAUACGACACCACAAACGCGUGCACACUGGGAAAAAGAAUUUAAAAUUUAUCUAGUGCUCUAAACCAUUUACUCAAAAACCUCACCUCACAAAACACAAAUAACGUGCACCA